AUGGUAUUGGUAUUGGGUGUCUCUGGGUGUCACGCCGAAAAGACUCAGAGGAUCAGAAGCCCCGUUCUUACCCUCAACGCAUGGGCCUCAUCUGUGGAAUCUGGGACACACACAACGGCCUUGAUUGCUGAUCUCCAGCUCUUUGUCAUACUGAUCUGUGAACCUCUCGAGAGGACACCGUGCACACCUGCGCCCGCCGAUCAGACGCAUCGACUUGACCCGUGGCUGUCGCGCAACGCAAAUGAUUGCCAUUCCUCGUCGGAGCCAUGCCAUUUUUCAGUUCUUGCGCGGCAUCAGCAUUUCCCUUCUUCCGUUGACCAAUCAGACUCUGGUGGUGUUGUAUAUCCUCCUUUGAGUUCUGCGCACGGGCACAAGAGACGCUCCAGCGCGUACGCAUAUGGCUGUGCACUAGAUGCAUGGGUGGCACUGCACCUCCAGCAACGGGGGGUGAAGCUGCCGGCGUUUGAGACGAGAGGCCAAAGAGCAACGUCCAACGACAAAUACGAGUACGGCAGCUACGAACAAAACGACAGUGCCAGCGUCGUCCGCCGCCAGGCUGUGGCGGCGACACCGAGUUUGCCGACUCACGCACUGCCGACGAGACCGCACGGAAUGAAGCAGACGCUCAAUCUCAAAGUCUGA
Fonsecaea monophora is the source of this 642-nucleotide messenger RNA. RefSeq lists its product as hypothetical. NCBI's taxonomy places the organism in Eukaryota, Fungi, Ascomycota, Eurotiomycetes, Chaetothyriales, Herpotrichiellaceae. The transcript has a single exon. The record is from RefSeq and is a predicted model, not a curated record. The coding region runs from base 1 to 642 and encodes 213 amino acids.